AUGACUUUUGAUAACCCAUAUCCAGAUUUAUCCACUUCAGCCUCACCGCGUCGUAUACAAACAUCUGUUUACAACAUGAUACCCAAAUUAGCAAAACUAACCAGUGUCUCUGCCAACCCAGGCAGAUUCGUCAAGUUGUUCUUUUUCACUUUACUAGCAUUCAACUUGAUUUUCCUCUUGUAUAAUGAAAAUGGCCUCAACCACUCCAUGAAGUCAAUCAAAAGUAUAAGUUCCAAUAUUAAUGUCAACUUGUCUCCAUUGAAGUUGGGCUCAAAAAAUACCCUUUCUAUCCAACGAAUGCCCAAACAUGUACGCAACAAGUUCAAGAGCUUAAAAGACCCUCAAAACGCCGACCGUUUCUUUAUGAUCAAUACCGACUUGACCGAAGUAGACAUUACCAUACCAGUAAACUACACUACACAAACAUAUAGCUCAAACAUCAUAACCUACGAUCCAAGAUUCACACUUUCAAUGUACUUGCACGAGUUAAAGGUCCAGUACUUGGCCAAUGCAAGAACAGUUGACCUCAAUGAAAUUUCGCAGCCAAUUAAGCUCCCAUUCGAUUGGGUAGACUGGAUGGACCUCACAUUACUCAAUGAGCAAUUGCGUGAACCACCUGAGGUACGUCCCAAUUGUCAAAGUAUUAGAGAAAACACCGAUGCAAAACAAGUGCUUAUGGAAAGAUGGUGUCAAGACCUCGACCAAGUAACCGAGGAACAAUUACAAACCUGGGGUUACACAAAACAGCAAUUGCCAGGCUUUAUCAUCUUUGGCCACCAGCCACACAAUAAACGUUGUUUUAAUGAUGAUCGUGUCAAGAUGGCCAAGUCGUAUGCUUUGAUCCAUAUGCCAAACCCAUUAAAGGUUAUCAUCUUGGACCAAGAUGGAACAUACGAAUUUGAUGUUGACCAAACAAGAAAACAAAGAAUUAACCAAGGCGAUAUGUUUCAACGGUACUUGAAGUUUAAUAACCUUUUGAAUGAUGAAGUUGAACAAAUCAAGUUGAACCAUUUGGAAGAGUUGCGCCAUUUAAAGAGCUUGAUCAUACCAUACAACAAUGAAGACACCAAACUCAAGAUUGAAGGAUCAUCAAUGUAUAAUCUUAGCCAAGAAAUGUUUCACCCAAAAACAAUCGAUGAGCAAUUUGCAUAUCUUCCCAAAGAGUUUCUUACUUCUUUGGACUCCCUUACUAGCGAAGGCACUGAAACCCAGGAACAACAAGCCAAACUCGAUUCCCUUAUUAAAUCGCAGUUAACGCCACAACAACAAAUCUUUCUCGAUGGAUUGCUCACAUGCCAGGCCUCGUUUGAUAAUCAAGAGCCAAGGUUUUUCAAAAUGACUACAUUGCGUUUGGAUGAUGAGCGGAAUGUAGAUUACGAUCGUGGCUGGCAUUAUGACUGGAGGUUCUUUAAUGGUGCCCUCAAUUACGAUAAGCCCGGAUGGACACAACAGGAAAAUACGUUCCGUACCGAGAUUAUCCUUGAUAGGUUAUUGCGUAACUGGACCAAGUUUGCACAAAAGAAGGGAAUCAUCUGGUGGAUUAUGCACGGUCCGCUCUUGUCGUGGUACUGGGAUGGGUUGAUGUUUCCAUUUGAUAUUGAUAUUGAUAUUCAAGUACCGGUUGAGCAUUUGUAUACUCUUGCAAGAGACUAUAAUCAAACAUUGGUUGUCGAAGAUCCUUCUGAAGGAUAUGGCAAAUUCUUUAUUGAGGCGGGUACCUAUAUAUAUAAUCGAGACAUGUCGAAUGGAGAAAACUAUAUUGAUGCCCGUUUUAUUGAUGUUGACUCUGGUAUCUAUAUUGAUAUCACGGGUUUGUCCAAGUCAAAGGCGAUGCCCGAUGAGUUUUAUACCGAGGAGGAGAUCAAGGGUCUUAUCAAGGAUGUCGAUAUAAACAAGGUGAGCGAGUUUGAUGAGAUUUACAAUGACAGAAGAAAGCAUUUUUACAAGUUGCACCAAAUCUCGCCAUUACGUCAUUCCAUGUUGCAAGGUAUUCCAGUAUUUAUUCCUCAAGAGAUUAAUUCGCGUUUGCAAUUUGAGUAUGAGCGCGGGUUGAGUGAGUUUGAGUAUGCCGAUUGGUAUUUUGUUAAGCAGUUGAACUUGUGGAUUCAUGGCGAGCAUUUGAGCCAGGUGCUUCCACAUGAGCUUAUAAUGGAUGAGCCUGGUAAGAUCAAUAAAGAAAAGGUUUUGAUUCAGCUAGACUUGCUUACUGAUGAGAUAGUGUUGAAGCUUUUGGACAUUGAUGAGAUUUUGAUUGAGUAUUACAAGACCAAAAAGUAUACCGACUUUCAUGAUUUGGAGAUGGAGUACAUGCUUGUUGGUGACCACAAGAGGUAUGAAGAGCUUGUUGAGGGGUACUUUAAGAAGAUGGAUCCACCAUUGAGAAAGGCAUUGUGGGACUAUGAGAAUUUGGAAAGACCAAAACAUCAUAAGAAUAGGUGA
Lodderomyces elongisporus is the source of this 2439-nucleotide messenger RNA. RefSeq names its product Mnn4-4p (gene MNN4-4). The transcript has a single exon. Bases 1 to 2439 code for a protein of 812 amino acids. The record is from RefSeq and is a predicted model, not a curated record. Lineage: Eukaryota; Fungi; Ascomycota; Pichiomycetes; Serinales; Debaryomycetaceae.